CUCAAUUCCAUUUACCCUUCUCCUCUGCACCUAUCAAUUUCAUGAUCCCUGAGCUGGUAGUUCCUCUUUUGCCCAAAGACAAAGUAAAAGCAAGCAAUCCUCUGUCUUCUUUGCAGAUCAGAACCUUAAAGACAACAUGGGUACUCUCUGAUACCUUUUCUUCCAGCACACAUAUUUCUCCUUCUUUUUGUUUUACCUCAUGGUUUAUUUUGUAGCUUCUUAAAUGAUACUGUAUUAGUAAGCAAAAAUCUUUCCUCUGCAACUCUCUGUCUCAUGGAUUCUGGUAACAGUGGUAGUAUUCAAUCUUCCAGUGGUGGCAGUGAGGAGUAUGAUUCACGCGCCGCUGACUCAAUCUCAGCUUUCUUGAACAACACCCCAUCCAUCCCCAACCACAACCAACCACCACCACACAACCAGACUCAUUCCUCUGCAUCUAUGUUUGACUCUUUAUACUUUGAUCCUUCAUCAAGAUCAUCUGCAAACCCAAAUUCUCUCCUUAAUCUUGAUAUGGUUUGGGCGAAAGGUCUAAGAUCCGAGUCCAAUUGCAAUGAACUUGGUGGGUUCAUGGCGGCCACACCUACUACCCAACAGUUGUUGACCAACCAACAGGGCCAAAACAGAGGUGGUGGGGGUUUUCCUCCUGCACACAUCUCUCAAGGAGUACCAGAAAAGGGGACAGUCUCAGGUUCAGUUUCAGGCACGAGUGACCAAAUUGCAAACAACAACAACACCAGCAACAACAUGGUUCGGAACCCAAAGAAGAGAUCCAGAGCUUCCAGGCGUGCACCCACAACGGUUUUGACAACAGACACCACCAAUUUCCGAGCUAUGGUUCAGGAGUUCACGGGGAUCCCUGCACCACCCUUCACCUCACCUUUUCCAAGAAGCCGGCUGGAUCUAUUUGGAAUGGCAUCUUCCAUGAGAUCAACACCCCAUUUGGACCCUUCACAUCCUCCGUAUCUUUUGAGACCAUAUCCUCAAAAAAUCCAGCAACCCCAAUUUGUUUCAUCAUCUUCUUCAAUGGUUGAUGCUAUAGCUGCUACAACUAGGACUAACAACAAUGGUACUUCCAGUUCAACUUCCAUUAACUUCCAACUUCCAUCUGAUCAGUUAGGCCUUUUAAAGCAGCCGCCUCCUCAGAAUCUCCUGCAAAACCCAGUUCUUAAUUUCCAGUCUCUCCUUCAACCCCCUCCCAAGUAUCCACUUUCUGAUUCAGGUAUUCUGGGGACCAAGCUCCAAGGAUCUUUAGACAUCCCAUCAAGUGACUCCUCUCUCAGAAUGGGUGUGUUGGAUGAGUUCGGGCUGAGCCAUGGUCAUGGUGGCACGACUCUUAGUGGGCUUCAAAACAUGAUAUCACCGGACGGGUCCUUGCCAAGGAGUGACAACAUUACUAAUCCCCCGAGAUGGGGAGACGCAGGAGCAGGAUCGCAUGAGAAUCAUGAUCAAGGUCUGUUAAAGUCCAUCCAUGGCAAUGGGAAACUCAGCUUCUCAGGUUCUUCCUCAGAUUUUCGUGGCGGUAAAGGGCCGGAAAAUGCAACUACUAGAGGUGAAGGCAUGGUGGAAUCAUGGAUAUGCUCCUCAGAUUAGAAAACCAAAUAUGGAGGAAAUCAUGGUGAGUAUAUCUCAUUAAACAUGAGAAAUGGUCGAAUCUCUAUGUUCUCCAUAUUAACCAUGACUAUUCAACAUGAUUGAAACAUUGUUUUUUUCCUUUUUUUCCCAAAAAAAAAAAAAACGUUAAUUAGAGUAUAUGUAAAUAAUAGCUUCUAUUUUUGUGUCACGUUUUCUUACAAGAUCA
Molecule: messenger RNA, 1795 nt
Organism: Rubroshorea leprosula
Lineage: Eukaryota; Viridiplantae; Streptophyta; Magnoliopsida; Malvales; Dipterocarpaceae
Source: the annotation of a GenBank genome assembly